Molecule: messenger RNA, 1130 nt
Organism: Limanda limanda (common dab)
Lineage: Eukaryota; Metazoa; Chordata; Actinopteri; Pleuronectiformes; Pleuronectidae
Exons: 4
Coding region: 684-944 (86 amino acids)
Biological process (GO): intracellular iron ion homeostasis
Cellular component (GO): cytosol; nucleus
Molecular function (GO): 2 iron, 2 sulfur cluster binding
Source: RefSeq, a predicted model, not a curated record
UGCAGUAAAGCAUGUAGACCCCGAAGAAGCUUUCUACCUCCACCACCAUUGUACAAGGCGAUGAGUGUAAUAGUUGUUAUUAAACUGCCGCUUGGUAGUUGGCUAAGUUAGCUUGGCUAGAACAGCCAUAAAUCAACAUACGACCUGUAAAAUCAUUAUAAGAUACCACCCGGUUUAACUGUGGAAAUGCUGCCGUUCUCAUCGCUAUUCUUUUUCGACUUUAUGCUCGAGCACAGACAAUAAAGCGUUACAUAUUUCCACUAAGAGACGGCCAUGAUAUAACUCCUGCCUGCAUGUAAACAGUGUCCACUGUAGUAGCCCAUAACGCUGCCUGCUUUAUUAUAUUUUCAAAUGACUGAAUGUGUCCCUUUCCGAGGCAAAAUAAUACCUCACAUCAUAUCUUAACACUGAUUAAUACUAAUAAAUUAAGGUGACUUUACGUGAAACCCGUUUUUUCUUUUUUUACAUGAAUCUGUGGAACAUUUUGUUCAUUAGUCUGUAAGGACCCCUAAUAUUAUGAUUCGCUACUUUAAAACAGACAGGCUGCCCCUGAUUGGCCAGAGUUUUUCCUGCCGCAAAGCAAUUGGACAUUUCUUCAGUCGGUCAUGAUGUCAGUGACAAACGCCCACCUCUUCAUGCACGCUGACUGAAAUCAGGAGAUCUUCCAAUAUACAAAAGCUGACAUGGCUGUAACAGUUGAUCACAUCCGGGACAAACUAACCAAGGAGCUCGCGGCAGUGCACGUGGAUGUGGAGGAUACAUCACCGAACAGAUGUGCAGCCAGCUUCAAAGCCCUGGUGGUGUCAUCCCAGUUCGAGGGCAAACCACUGUUACAGAGACACAGGAUGGUGAACACGUGCCUAGCAGAGGAGCUAAAAGAGAUCCACGCUUUUGAACAGAAGACCCUCACACCAGAACAGUGGGAGAAACAGAAGUCCCAAUGACACACAUACACACACACAAACACACACACACUAUCACCCUCACAUCAGUUUAUAAUGUCCACUAUAAACAGGCCUUAGGUUCUUAUAUGAAGAAAAGACAGAUGAGAACUCUCUUUCAUCUUCUGUGAUUCUUUAAUGUGGAUUUCAAUCAAAUGGAAAGUUCUGCAAUAAAAGACUUUGAUGUGA